AUGCUAUGCCAAGAGUCCCAGCAAUCUAGCCUUCUGGCGAUGGAAUGGUUCUUUACAAUCGUAGCCAUUAUUGUCGUGUCGCUGCGACUGUACUGUAGAACAAAGUUCGGCAAAGGGUUCUAUUGGGACGACUAUACCUUCGUCGCGAGCGUUAUCAUCGGCCUCCCAGAUCCCUUUCUCGUCACCAAAUGGGUUCACACAGGUCUUGGAAAGCACAUCGAAUGUCUCGGUCCCGCCAGAGCUUAUGCAACGAUACAGUGGAGCAUCGCCGCGCAAGCCCAACACAUCGUCUGUCUCGGACUCGUCAAAGCCUCGCUGUGUCUUUGCGUCCUCCGUGUUAUCGAUAGGGUUGAAAGGCGCAUCGCUACUUUCCUCUGGGUCAACAUCGCGCUCGUGGGCGCUAUUCACGUCGCCCAGUUGGCUAUGUUGCUCGCGGAAUGUAGACCGUUGAACGCGUUGUGGGAUCCAAAGGUCAACGGGAGGUGUUACUCGCCGAAAACAGCUUACACCACUACCUACGUUGCUUUUAGCCUCGAUGCAUUUACCGAUCUCGUCUGUUCGGGGAUUCCCACCUUCGUGUUAUAUCGAAUGCAAAUGAAUACGAGGACUAAGGUUGCGCUGUGUGUUCUGAUGGGCUUGGGUGUAUUUACGGCAAUGUGCGCUGUCGCAAAGGCAAUCACACUGAAGGAGAUCUGGUCAAGGGACUUCACUUGGAAUGCAGUCAUCGUCGUCAAAUGGGCAUGUGCCGAGCAAGCCCUCAGCCUCAUCCUCGUCUCCCUCCCCAUCCUCCGCCCCCUCUUCCGCAACUUCUUCACUCUCACUAAAGCGGGUCGCUCCCCUCCGAAGGCACCAGCAAGGGGUAGUAGAUUCCAUCGGAUCCCACCGCCGAACCUUUUGUUGUUCAAGAGCACGAACGACAGCAGUAGUCUUCGCAAGGGGAAUAUUGCGCCCUACGCGUCUAUUCAGGUUUUAUACGCGGAUAGGAGACUGCCACAGAUGCCACUGGUGGCGCGCCAGGUCCAACCUCGAGUGGAGCUGGAACGUGAGUGUAAAAUCUGA
Messenger RNA from Letharia columbiana, 1059 nucleotides. RefSeq lists its product as uncharacterized. The transcript has 6 exons. The record is from RefSeq and is a predicted model, not a curated record. Bases 1 to 1059 code for a protein of 352 amino acids. Lineage: Eukaryota; Fungi; Ascomycota; Lecanoromycetes; Lecanorales; Parmeliaceae.